UCUCUCUCUCUCUCUCUCUCUGGCUGGCUGGCUGGCUGGCCCGCUAUUCCUCAUCAGGGAUAUAGAACUCAAAAAGACAGCUAAACACACCAUAUACUUCCGGUUCCGGUGCUUACCGCAGGGACCCACCACCCGGUGGCUUGGAUCCACCACUACCAUCAUUAGGGUUCCUUUUUCUUCCACUACUUUUUUGCUGUACUGAUUGCAUGAUUUACAACAACUUUUUCUAGUCUUUUGAUCGGUUGAUUGUUGAGAUAGUGAUUGGGUCUGUAUGGGUUCGAAGCCGUGGUUGCAUCCGGCUCCGACCUAUCGAACAUUAGAGAGCUAUUGGGACACCGACGAAGACGCCCCUGGCCCUCGCUGCGCUCACACUCUCACCGCCGUUGCCGCCACCAAAACCCAUGGUCCCCGCCUCAUCCUCUUCGGUGGCGCCACCGCCAUCGAGGGUGGCGGUGGAGGCGCCCCCGGCAUCCGGCUAGCUGGUGUGACGAAUAGUGUGCAUUCCUAUGACGUUCUUACGAGGAAAUGGACCAGACUCCGAGCUGCUGGGGAUCCACCUUCACCUAGGGCUGCACAUGCGGCUACUGCUGUCGGGACUAUGGUUGUGUUUCAGGGUGGCAUAGGUCCAGCUGGUCAUUCAACGGAUGACCUCUACGUGCUUGACUUGACCAAUGACAAAUUCAAGUGGCACCGAGUUGUUGUUCAAGGACAGGGUCCUGGGCCUCGAUAUGGCCACGUGAUGGAUUUGGUUGCCCAAAGAUACCUUGUUACUGUCAGUGGCAACGACGGACAAAAAGUGCUGUCAGAUUCUUGGGUUUUUGAUACUGCACAGAAACCAUAUGUAUGGCAGAGGCUUAAUCCGGAAGGGGAUAGACCUUCUGCUAGAGUGUAUGCAACAGCCAGUGCCCGCUCAGACGGCAUGUUUUUGCUUUGUGGUGGAAGAGACACCUCCGGCAUGCCAUUGGCAGAUGCUUAUGGACUGCUUAUGCACAGAAACGGGCAGUGGGAGUGGACUCUUGCACCUGGGGUGUCUCCUUCGCCAAGGUAUCAACAUGCUGCGGUAUUUGUUGGUGCGAGAUUGCAUGUUACGGGAGGUGUUCUUAGGGGAGGACGGGCAGUCGAAGCUGAAGCAGCAAGUGCAGUAUUGGACACUGCUGCUGGAGUUUGGUUCGAUAGACAUGGGUUAGUGACUUCUUCACGCACCCGCAAAGGACACACAGACCCUGAUUCUUCGUUGGAGCCCAUGCGUCGUUGUCGCCACGCGGCUGCAUCUGUUGGUGUGCGGAUAUAUAUUUAUGGUGGUCUCAAAGGAGAUAUAGUGUUAGACGAUUUUCUGAUUGCAGAAAAUUCACCAUUGCAGCCUGACAUCAAUUCUUCUGUACUAACAUCUGAGAAGGCCUCAGCAAUGACAAGUCCCAGAACAAACGAUUCAAAUCCAAGUUCUUGCACCUCUACAACAAAUCUGGAUGGCAGUCCUGAAAGCCCCUCAUUUGGCAGCUUGAGCAUGGACAAAAAUUCUAUGGAGAAACUGGCUGAGGCUUCUGCUGCUGAAGCUGAAGCAGCUAACGCUGUCUGGCAAGCUGUUCAGGCAGCAUCUGCCUCUCCUACUGAAGAAACAUCUGUUUCCAACGACAACUCACAAGUUGCGGAGACCACUUCAGAGGGUAGUGACACUGAGGGUGAUGUCCGCCUUCACCCUAGAGCUGUGGUAGUUGCUAAAGAGACUGUAGGAAACCUGGGUGGGAUGGUGAGGCAGUUGUCCUUGGAUCAAUUUGAGAAUGAGAGUAGACGAAUGGUUCCAUUGCAUAAUGACUUGUCAAAUCCUACCAAAAAGUUUACCAGGCAGAAGUCUCCUCAAGGCUUGCAUAAGAAGAUUAUAUCUACUUUGCUUAGGCCUCGAAACUGGAAACCUCCAACAAACAGGAAGUUUUUUCUGGAUUCAUAUGAAGUGGGUGAGCUUUGUUAUGCUGCUGAGCAGAUCUUUAUGCAUGAGCCCACAGUUCUUCAGUUGAAAGCUCCUGUAAAAGUGUUCGGCGAUCUUCAUGGUCAGUUUGGUGAUCUAAUGAGGCUGUUCGAUGAAUAUGGCUUUCCUUCCACUGCAGGAGACAUAACCUAUAUCGACUAUUUGUUUCUGGGUGAUUAUGUUGAUCGAGGACAGCACAGCUUGGAGACCAUCACUUUGCUCCUUGCUCUAAAGAUAGAAUACCCUGAGAAUGUUCACUUGAUUCGUGGGAAUCAUGAGGCCGCUGACAUAAAUGCACUUUUUGGUUUUCGUCUUGAAUGCAUUGAAAGAAUGGGAGAAAAUGAUGGGAUCUGGGCUUGGACGCGCUUCAAUCAACUUUUUAACUGUCUUCCACUUGCCGCACUUAUUGAGAAAAAAAUUAUCUGUAUGCAUGGUGGCAUAGGAAGGUCAAUACAUUCAGUUGAACAGAUAGAGAAACUAGAGAGGCCCAUAACUAUGGAUGCUGGAUCUAUAAUCCUAAUGGAUCUUCUAUGGUCAGAUCCCACGGAGAAUGAUAGUGUAGAGGGUUUGAGACCAAAUGCUAGAGGGCCUGGUCUUGUAACUUUUGGGCCUGAUCGGGUUACGGACUUCUGUAAGAAAAACAAAUUACAACUCAUUAUAAGAGCACAUGAAUGUGUUAUGGAUGGGUUUGAACGGUUUGCUCAGGGACAAUUGAUCACUCUUUUUUCUGCAACCAACUAUUGUGGGUCGGCCAACAAUGCUGGAGCAAUAUUGGUUGUUGGCAGAGGGUUGGUGGUUGUUCCUAAAUUGAUUCAUCCCUUGCCGCCUCCCCUUCAGUCACCAGAGACAUCUCCGGAACGUGUCAUCGAAGACACGUGGAUGCAGGAGCUUAACAUUCAAAGACCGCCAACUCCUACCAGAGGUCGCCCUCAGCCUAACCUUGAUCGGAGCUCACUCGCAUAUAUUUGAAGUCAUUCAGCCAAUCUGUGUAUUUUCGGUGUUUGAUUUGGCACGCCCGAGUUUGAGGUAGCAUGAUCAGGGGGGUUGAAUGUCAAGCAGAGGGUUCAACAUCUAUCACAAUAGACAAUCCCCUGUAUUUCGCAGAUAGAGAUAUCUAGAAAGUGGCUUUGUAGACUGUACACAGCUUGGAAAUGGUAGCAGUAUUAGACAUCGAGUUGUGAUCAUUCUUCCCCAGAUUGCUGUUGUAGUAUUUGUAGAAUGAUGCUGAUGAUCUGCUAGGAAAGUGUUCCCUGAUACCCAAAGAAGAUUUACAAGGAAGGGAGCUGGAUCUCUUUUAAGUUUUGUGUAUUAUUUAUAUCAUAAAUCAUGAGUUGAUGUCACUUGUAAAAUGGUUAUAUGUUAUAGGGCACAUUUAAAUUGUCUAAGUUUGUAACCGUGAAGCUUUGUUGUCAGCACAGCUAUUUUCUAUGGUGGCUAAGCACAGUGAGAGAAGACAGACUCAAAAGGAAAGGGAAAGAUACCCAUAGGAGGGUCAGGUAUGAGACCACAUGCAGCAGAUUAAUUGAGCAAAUUAUGUUUGAAUUUGGAAAACCCUAUUCUUGUG
Messenger RNA from Ilex paraguariensis (yerba mate), 3527 nucleotides. The record is from the annotation of a GenBank genome assembly. Lineage: Eukaryota; Viridiplantae; Streptophyta; Magnoliopsida; Aquifoliales; Aquifoliaceae.